This is a messenger RNA of Westerdykella ornata, 1446 nucleotides long. RefSeq names its product hexokinase. Gene Ontology annotation, biological process: glycolytic process; intracellular glucose homeostasis; glucose 6-phosphate metabolic process. Bases 1 to 1446 code for a protein of 481 amino acids. Lineage: Eukaryota; Fungi; Ascomycota; Dothideomycetes; Pleosporales; Sporormiaceae. Gene Ontology annotation, cellular component: mitochondrion; cytosol. Gene Ontology annotation, molecular function: D-glucose binding; mannokinase activity; glucokinase activity. The transcript has 2 exons. The record is from RefSeq and is a predicted model, not a curated record.
AUGGCCGACGCACACAAGGAUCUGUCCGAUCAGCUUGCGCGGCUGGAGGAGAUGUUCACCAUUCCUCAGGCCAAGCUGAAGCAAAUCACCGAGCGCUUCGUUGGCGAGCUUGAGAAAGGAUUGUCGGUCGAAGGAGGCGACAUUCCUAUGAACCCGACCUGGUGUAUGGGCUACCCGACCGGCCACGAGAAGGGCACCUUCAUCGCUCUCGACAUGGGCGGCACGAACCUCCGCGUCUGCGAAGUAAUCCUCACCGAAAAGAAGGGCGAGUUCGAGAUCAUACAAUCGAAAUACAAGAUGCCUGAGGAACUGAAGACUGGCACCGCGGACGAGCUCUGGAACUACAUCGCAGACUGUCUGCAGCAGUUCAUUCAGCAGCAUCACGAUAUGAAGGAAUUGAAUCAUCUGCCUGUUGGCUUCACAUUCUCGUACCCCGCCACCCAGGAGUACAUUGAUCACGGUGUGCUUCAGAGAUGGACCAAGGGGUUCGACAUUGACGGCGUUGAAGAAAAGGACGUCGUACCGCCCUUCGAAGCGGCCAUAGCAGCACGCGGCUUGCCCUUGAAACUCACGGCGCUCGUAAACGACACAACCGGCACCCUGAUCGCUUCCGCCUACACAGACACUGACAUGAAGAUUGGCUGCAUCUUCGGAACCGGCUGCAAUGCGGCAUACAUGGAGAACGUGGGCUCAAUACCAAAACUCGCGCACAUGAACCUCGACCCGGACCUCCCCAUGGCCAUCAACUGCGAAUGGGGCGCCUUCGACAACGAGCACGCCGUCCUGCCUCGCACCCCCUACGACAUCACCAUCGACAAGGAGUCGCCACGUCCAGGCCAGCAAACCUACGAAAAGAUGAUCGCCGGCCUCUACCUCGGCGAAAUCUUCCGCCUCGUCCUGCUAGACCUGCACCAGAACCCGGACUGCAGCAUGUUCGAAGGCCAGGACAUCUCGCUCCUCCAGAAACCCUACUUCCUCGACUCGGGAUUCCUCUCCCAGAUCGAAGAAGACCCCCAUGACAAUCUUCAAAACACGCUCGAACUCUUCAAGAGUACUCUAAACAUUUCCCCAUCACGCUCUGAACUCGAGUUCAUCCGCAAGCUAGCCGAAAUGAUUGGAAUCCGCGCCGCUCGCCUCACGGCCUGCGGUAUCGCCGCCAUCGUGAAGAAGAAGGGCUGGAAGACGUGCCACGUCGGCGCCGACGGCUCCUUGUUCAGCAAGUCGAAAUUCUUCAAGGGAAGACAGGCGCAGGGUCUCAAGGACAUCCUCGACUGGCCUGAGGAGUAUGGCAAGGGUAAGGGCGAUCCAGUGGAGGUGCUGCCGUCGGAGGAUGGGUCGGGUGUGGGUGCUGCGUUGAUCGCGGCCUUGACUAUGCAGCGGGUGAAGGAGGGGCAGGUUGCAGGGAUUCGGGAUCCGCAGGCUAUGCUUAGGGCGUUUAAGAUGUAA